Messenger RNA from Humulus lupulus (European hop), 1476 nucleotides. RefSeq lists its product as uncharacterized. Bases 1 to 1476 code for a protein of 491 amino acids. Lineage: Eukaryota; Viridiplantae; Streptophyta; Magnoliopsida; Rosales; Cannabaceae. The record is from RefSeq and is a predicted model, not a curated record. The transcript is spliced from 2 exons.
AUGGAAGUUUGCAAUAUGAUAGGAUGGAAUGUGAGGAAUAAAAAAGAUAAGCAAAAUGCUAUUCUUAGUCUUUGUAAGGAGAAUAAGGUUGGUUUUGGAGCUUUCUUUGAGACUAAGGUUGAUAUUUUACUUGAAGAUCCCCAACUUGUUCAUUGUCGGAUCAAAGUGGGUGGCCAGCAGGAUUUUUUCUUUGCUACAGUAGUUUAUGGUAGCAAUUCUAUAGGGGAGAGGAAACGUCUCUGGGAUAAAUUAGCUAGUAUUGGCCAUUUAAAGAUUCCUUGGAUUAUCUUUGGAGACUUUAAUGCUAUGUUUGGUUACCAAGAUAGGAUUGGUGGGAGACAAGUCCUUGCUAAGGACAUAGCUGAUGCUCAAGAUUGGUUGGCUUUAGGCCAAGUUGAGGAACUUAAAUGUGAGGGAGCUCUCUAUUCAUGGUCGAACAAUCAGGAGGCAGGAGACCGUAUUUUCUCUAAAUUAGAUAGAGUGUUCAUUAACGAUUUGUGGCUGGAAGUUUUUCCGAAAACUAUUGCUCGCUUCAAAUGGGACUGCAUUUCUGAUCAUAGUUUCUAUGUGAUUCGUAAUCAGGAAGUUAACAAGGUGGGAUUUGUACCUUUUCGUUUUGGUAACCACUGGAUGCAAUAUAGAGGUUACAAAGAAGCUGUUCUUUGCUGUUGGAAUGAGCCAGUAACUUCUGGUGGAGGUCUGUGCAGGAUAGUCCAGAAAUUACAUCGGGUGAAGCAUGUUUUGAAGAGGUUUAACAGAGAGGAGGUUGGUGAUAUUGUGUUGAGUUAUAGGAAGGCCAAGGAGGAUUAUAGUAGAGCUCAGGAGGCUUUGGCUUAUAACACUUCAGAUCUGUCUCUGCAACAUUCUGUUACUCAAGCUCAUCUCACUGUUUCAGUUAUGCAGAGCCGUUAUGCCUGUUUUCUCAAACAGCAGAGUAAACUUAAUUGGAUUAAGUUUAGUGAUGAUAAUUCGAGGUUUUUUCAUGCAUUUAUGCGAAAAAGAAGAGUUGAUAAUAGAAUUUCUUCUUUUACCAUAGGAGGCAAAACAGAAGAGGACUACUCAAAAGCUAUUGAGCAUUUUCUCUCACAUUUCAAGAAUUUUAUGGGGAGAAGAAAUUUGGCUUCAUUGAAGAUUGAUAAAAGCUGUUUUAUUCAGGGAAACAGAUUAUCUCUGGAGCUCCAAGUCAAACUUCUGAGACCUUUUACCAAGAGUGAUGUGAAGAAGGCUCUUUUUAGCAUUCACUCCUUUAAGAGUCCUGGUUUGGAUGGCUUUGGCUCGAGAUUCUUUAAGGGGUCAUGGUCUGAUAUUGGUGCUGAAAUUACUUCUGCUGUGUUGGAUUUCUUUCAGGAUGGUUACUUGCCGAAGGAUCUGAAUGAAACGGUGAUUUCUCUUAUUCCUAAGACUGCGGAUAACAUGUCAUUAGUUGUAUUCCUUGAACUGUACAUUUUCUUUAUUGUGGCAGUCAGCGGAAAGUAA